This is a messenger RNA of Alexandromys fortis (reed vole), 619 nucleotides long. RefSeq names its product small proline-rich protein 2D-like. The coding region runs from base 72 to 332 and encodes 86 amino acids. The transcript has 2 exons. The record is from RefSeq and is a predicted model, not a curated record. Gene Ontology annotation, cellular component: cornified envelope. Lineage: Eukaryota; Metazoa; Chordata; Mammalia; Rodentia; Cricetidae.
GGCCCUUGACUGUGUGACUGCAGACUCCUGGACUCUGAGUUUGGAGAACCUGAUCCUGAGCCUUCAGCACGAUGUCUUACCAACAGCAGCAGUGCAAGCAGCCCUGCCAGCCUCCUCCUGUGUGCCCACCCACAAAGUGCCCUGAGCCUUGUCCUCCCACAAAGUGCCCUGAGCCUUGUCCUCCCCCAAAGUGCCCUGAGCCUUGUCCUCCCCCAAAGUGCCCCGAGCCUUGUCCUCCUCCUCCACAGUGCCCAGAGCCAUGCCAGCAGAAAUGCCCUCCUGUGCAACCUCCUUCACCCUGCCAGCAGAAGUGCCCACCCAAGAGCAAGUGAGUGCUUCAGCAGUCACCAGGACCAAGAGAAGAGGAGGAAAUCUACCUCCCAUUCUUCCAUAGAAACACUUCCAUCUGUGCUUCAAAACCUGCCAUUGAUGCAGAAGAAUCCUCUUCAGCCUUCACCCUCUAUGUGUCUGUGAUGACCCCUGAUAGGAAGAGUAUUCUUCUCAGAUUGUUCUUCUGCUAGAAGGGGAGGCUGAGAAUGGUCAUUCCUCACUGGUUCAGUGUCCCAGAUGCUCAGUGAUGAGCAGCAUCUUCCCACCCUGUGCACUCAGAGAAUGUUUC